Molecule: messenger RNA, 3065 nt
Organism: Fusarium odoratissimum NRRL 54006
Lineage: Eukaryota; Fungi; Ascomycota; Sordariomycetes; Hypocreales; Nectriaceae
Exons: 2
Coding region: 113-919 (268 amino acids)
Biological process (GO): rRNA processing
Cellular component (GO): small-subunit processome; nucleolus
Source: RefSeq, a predicted model, not a curated record
GACUUUGCCUCACCGCCAAAAAUGUCGAAAAUUCUGCCACUUUUCCAGCUCUGACAAGCGCCGACGAUUAAUUCUUUUGCAUCUCGUCGUACACACAACACAACCAGCCAAAAUGUCUUCUAUGCGAAAUGCCGUGGCGCGACGCCCUCACAGAGAGCGUGCGCAGCCUUUAGAACGUCGAAGACUCGGUCUUCUUGAGAAGCACAAGGAUUACUCGCUUCGAGCCAAAGACUUCAACAAGAAGAAGGCGCAGCUCAAGAACCUCAAAGAAAAGGCGGCCGAGCGAAACGAGGAUGAGUUCUACUUCGGUAUGAUGUCCCGAAAGGGACCGGGGUCGAAGAUCCAGGAUGGCAAGCGAUGGAGUGGAACGGUCGAGGGCGAUCGAGGAAAUAAGGCGAUGGACGUUGAGACUGUGCGGCUUUUGAAAACGCAGGACAUUGGAUACAUUCGAACGAUGCGACAGGUUGUUGCGAAGGAGGUUGCGAGACUAGAAGAGCAGGUCGUUCUCACAAGAGGCUUCGACAAGCUUGAUGAGGAUGAGGACGAUGAAGACGAGGGCAGCGACUCCGAAUUCGACUUUGCGACCGCUCCGUCAAGACCUAAAGAGCCCCGAAAGAUCGUAUUCAUGGACGACGAAGAACAGCGCGAGGAAACAAUACUGGAUCUCGAAGACGAAGAUGACGCCGACAAGACAUUUGAAGGAUUCGACGAUGAUAAGAAGAAAGAAGCUGAAUUUGAGCGCGCAAAGGCCCUUCGUCGCCUUCGCCGCCAACUCGAAAAUGCGCGCAAGAAGCUCAAGGCUCUUACGGACGCAGAGGGCGAAUUGGAGAUCCAGCGCGCAAAGAUGGCCAAGACAGCGACGUCGGGAGGAACUACACGCAAAGGAAAGAAGAUCAUGGUGCGGACACGGAAGCGAUAAACACAUCACCAAGAAUUAAUUUGAAUUACGGAGCUUUUCUCGUCAUUUCGUGUUCAGUUCAUUACGGCUCGCUAGCUAAUAGAUACCCUUCAAAACGCCAUGGGUUUAUGAUACAGAAAAAGAACUGGCCGCGCUCGAAUUAAAAUAAAUGUCCAUGUCCGUCAUUAAUACUUUGAUCCUACACACUUGUAACAGCCCUUGAAUGCGAAACCAACGCAUUUGAAGCUUAUCGUCAAUAUCCAGAUAAAGCACGCAAACAGACCCUUUACGAUCUUGACGAUGACCCGGAUCAGGAAGGGCAGUUUAUCCUCCUUUUCUCGCGGUUUGCUUUUACCUAAACUCUCAUCUUGGCUCUCAACGUCAAUCUCGAAUGACUCCAUGUGGCGCUUCUUUCUCUCGUCGCGUUUGCCGAUUUUGCUAAGGCGCUUUUCUUGCUUGGCUGUGAGGAUGAGAGGAGGUGGCGGUUCGAAGACUUCCAUUGCAGGAGUGUUCUUUUCAUCGGCUGAUGCGACGAGGAGAAGUGCUGUUACGGCGACGUCGACGAUGAAGUAGGAUUCUAUCUUUGCAGCGAUGCCCGUGUCGAUCUCGAGCCAGCCACCGCCUGUGCCGUCGCGUGUGAGUUUCGCGAGAUGUUGUGGUGAUUCGUUGUGCUCGAGGGUAUACUCUACCCUCGACCAAGAUGGUGAGCGCUCGAUUGUUACGCAGAAUGGUGUUGCGAGGGAUGGGUGGACAAGGAAGUGGUGGGAACUGUCUUCGUCCCAGACGAGACGGGCGCAUUCGCGCUCUGCUAGCAUGACGGAUUGGGGAUCUUGGGCGCGCUCGAUGGCCAUUUUUGUAGCGGGCGUUGGCAUGAGAAGAGCGACGAGGCCAUCGUUUGGAGGAUGGCGACGGGAUUCUUCUUCGAGGGUUGUGGUGAGAGCUUCUUGCCAGUGUUUUGUGUCGGUGACUUUUGUACCGGAGGAAUUACUGUUGUGGCCGACGACACCGCUGAUGAUGCUGCUUGCCGAAGAACUAGCUUCUGGCUUGGGUGCUUUGUAUGGUUUGUUGGGAUCAUGUCUUGUGAGAGUAACAUAUGCCGAAGCAGACGUUGGAUCUAUGCGGAGGUUGUAAAAUGGUUGUGAAGCUGAUGAGAGGCUGUAUACAGGUGCAUCUUUCUCUUGGGCUAGUUUCAUGCAGUAGACUCGACCCUCUGACGGUGAGGCUUGCCAUCCAUUUGCGACUUUCCAGUAGUUCUUGAGCUGUUCAUUCGAACUGACCGUUGGAAUCAGUGGUGGUUCUUGUUGCUGGACAUUUCGAUGCGGCCAUGAUGAUUGAGCUGAUUGAACGCUCAUGGGACUUAUGACUGGACUUCGAACGGGGUUUCGAGGGGCUGAUCCAGCGGGUGUUUCGUGGUAUGUCUGACGACUUAUAACAGCUCGCGGCAUUUGCGUUGGUUGAAUCUCUGUGGGAACAUAGUUCUGUUGACCGAGUGGUACCUCUGGGUUAUAAGCCGGGAAGAUGGACCGUAAUGGCUGCGCAGUAGUUUCACCGCCCAAAGGUGGUUUGGCAAUUGAACUUCGUGAUCGAUCACUGCUACUUCUAACAAGGGUAUUGCCCUGCGCAAAGCCAGUAUCAGAACGCCCAGGGAUCUGAACCGUCGGUCUAGGUCGUUGAACCUUUACAGGCUUGGGCGGUUCACUCUGCACAGGCUCGAAUUCAAUGGGUGUGUGAGCUCUAUUCUGGGGAGUCUGUCGUCCAUUUCUCGGCGACGCCGGUCUUGGUUCUGGAGACAUUGCCUGUGGUGUUGCGGCCCGUCGAUCGCUUGGUGUCGGGGCUCGUCUGUCACUGGGUGUAGGAGCUCUCCUCUCGCGAGAUUCAGAACGACGAGGUUUUGGUGUUUGGUUCCGUGAGACAGGCGGUGGUUUUGAUGAGUUGGGACUCGGGAAUAGAGAGAACCCGCCUGGGGUUGGAGUCGACAUUGUUCUGUAUCAAACAGUAUAUACUUCUUCCCAGAAGAGUAGGGGUAUCAAUAGAGGGGGUGUCUAGGCUAGCAAGACGAUGAAAAUGUCAAUUAUGCUGCUAUCGCUUCAUGGUCAAAACAAAAUUGUCACGUAAAAUUGUUUCCACAUAAAACAAAAACAAGGACAAUAGCAAGCAUGGGAAUUCC